Molecule: messenger RNA, 3221 nt
Organism: Xenopus laevis (African clawed frog)
Lineage: Eukaryota; Metazoa; Chordata; Amphibia; Anura; Pipidae
Gene: polm.S
Product: DNA polymerase mu S homeolog
Exons: 14
Coding region: 408-1943 (511 amino acids)
Biological process (GO): DNA repair; DNA biosynthetic process; double-strand break repair via nonhomologous end joining
Cellular component (GO): nucleus
Molecular function (GO): DNA binding; DNA-directed DNA polymerase activity; DNA polymerase activity
Source: RefSeq, a predicted model, not a curated record
UGAUUCUACUGCCCGGAAGAAUCGAAGUUUUAAACAGUGAUUCAGGGCUGUCGGCUGUGUUGAGGGAAGCGGGGUUAUUGGCGGUGAAAUGGUUUGUGCUGUGUCAUUCUGAAAAUGCAUAUAAAAAAAUGUUCCAUUGGUUGGUGGGAAAAGUCAGUGGAGGCUCAUUAACAUACAGUGGUCAGAUUUGCAACAGAGAAGAACACACAGCAGUGCAUCACAGGACAAACUUGACAUAGACGGCACUUCUGGGCAGGAUUUAUUGUAGCAGGUUGCUGGACAAAAGAGGCCUAACGUGUUUCGGGAUAAGAUGCAUCACAGUUGAAUAGUAGUUACUCUUCCUGCAGCUGGCUAAAAUCUACUAAUCGGAUGACAAGGGUUACUAUCAAGGCUUUUGGAACAAAGCAAUGUCCUCCAUCCCUUUAAAAAGAAGGAGGCGUGUGGGUCCUGUGCCCGAUUUGCCUUCAGACUCUGAGAGUCUCUUUCCUGAUGUCUGCCUGUUCUUUGUGGAGCGUAGAAUGGGCUCAGCACGGAGAAAAUUCCUGACGGGACUAGCGCAGAAAAAGGGGUUCCGUGUGACACCCGAAUUCAGUGACCAAGUGACGCAUGUGGUGUCGGAACAGAACUCCUGCUCUGAAGUUUUGUUAUGGAUUGAGAGGCAGAGCGGUCGACAGUUGCAGCCUGGUGGCACAGAGACUCCUUAUAUCUUGGAUAUCAGCUGGUUCACAGAGAGCAUGAGCUUAGGCAAACCUCUGAAAGUGGAGCCCAGACACUGCUUGGGGGAUUCUAGCUCAUCGGUUUCCAGUGACAAAGCCACACAGGAGACCCCCUCUUAUGCCUGCCAGCGCCGGACACCCCUACAUCACCAUAACAAGGAGAUUGUGGAUGCUCUCCAGAUCCUCGCACUGUCUGCUUCCUUCCAGGGCUCAGAGGCCCGCUAUCUUGGCUUCACUAGAGCAGCUUCUGUGCUGAAAUGUUUGCCUUUUACACUGCAGUCAGCAGAGGAGGUUAAGGAUCUGCAAUUUUGUGGGGGUCACAGCAAAACAGUUAUCCAGGAAAUCCUGGAAGAUAGAGUGUGCAGAGAAGUUGAGAUGGUGAAGAACAGUGAGCACUACCAGAGUAUGAAGGUGGGUUUUAAGGUGCUCACAGGUAUUUUUGGUGUUGGGAUACGCACCGCAGACAAAUGGUAUCGGGAUGGAAUACGAAGCUUGAGCGAUUUGAAUGAAAUUGAAGGGAAACUGACUGGAGAACAGAAAGCUGGACUGCUACACUACACAGAUCUACAACAACCAGUGACAAGAGAUGAAGCAGAGAGGGUGGAGCAGCUUGUCAAAGGAGCACUGCAGAGCUUUGUCCCUGAUGUCCAGGUCACAAUGACAGGCGGGUUCCGCAGGGGGAAGCAGGAGGGACAUGAUGUUGAUUUCCUCAUUACACAUCCCAAUGAAGAAGCAUUGAAUGGGCUGUUGAGAAAAGCUGUGGCAUGGCUUGACAGCAAGGGUUCCAUUUUGUACCACCAUAUAAAAGGGCGGUCUCAUAAUUUUGCGAGAUCCAGCACAAUGGAUGGCCACGAGACUUGUUAUGCUAUUUUCGCUCUUCCAAACGCUUGUCCCGAGAAAAGUCCUGAUGCAGGAACGAUUCAGCCAGAUCUGGAUAAAUCGCCGCCGCGCAAUUGGAAAGCCGUCCGAGUGGAUUUGGUCGUUGCUCCCUACUCCGAGUAUUCUUAUGCCCUCCUAGGCUGGACUGGGUCAAAGUUCUUUUAUCCCCUCCUGCAGCACUUUGAGAGAGAGUUGAGGCGCUUCUCACUUCAAGUCAAGAAAAUGUCCCUAAACAGCCAUGGACUCUUUGACAUUGAGAAGAAAUGCCACUAUCCCGCUACAUCUGAAGAGGAGAUAUUUGCACAUCUUGGCCUGCUGUAUCUGACACCCUCAGAGAGAAACGCCUAAAUGUAGGACAGUAGGAAUUUCAGGGCUAGGUCCAUUUGGCCAUACAGCUGCUCGUAAACAUCGAUGUAUGUAAAGGCACCACCAGCCAACAAUGCAGAUUUACUGUAUAUGUUGAAGAGCAUCAAACCUCAGCAGUAAGAUAUUCCAGGAUGGCAGCACUGUAAACGGCUGCAGUAGCACCAACUCUUCCAUGGCUUGUGGUACGGGUCUUCAAGUGUCUGUGGAUACGGCCGACAGGGAACUAAGAGGUACAAAGGAGAAUAACAAUGUAACUUAAGCUCAAACUACAGUGGUUCCUCCUCACUGACCACAUACAUGACAAAUGUAAAUAACCCACCUGCAGUCCUGCUCUUUGGGAGCGAGAUACUGCCUUCGCCUUAGCUUUUCCACUGUCCUUCCCAGCCUUUCCACCAGCCUAGAAAAAAAAUAGACUGUUAAAGGAUAAGUAAACCUUAAAAAAAAAGUGAAUGUAAAAUUGAUGAGGGUGCUAUUCUAAGCACUUUUGCAAUGUACAUUCAUUUUUUUUUUUUUGCAUUCCAAGAUAUUAAAGGAUACAUGCACUAUUAAUAUGAAAUUGUGUCAACAGUGGCACCUGCUGAUCAGUUUCUGACCAGUCUGACCGCCAAAUAGUCAAGGAAGUUGUCGGGAGACUGCUCUUCUGCUUAGGGGAAAUUUAGAAAUCUUUCGCAAACCUUUCCUCGUAACCUGACUUAUGAUGUGGCCAUACUGGCUUUAUGUGCAAUAUAAGAUCACAUAACUGACUAAGUCAGCUUUCCCUUAUGUGACCUUAACUGAUGUAGUUUGCUCUGAUUAGUAGAAACAAAGUAAUAGUGCCUCUGUUGUUUGUGGCUGUAGUACAUGGCCACAUUAAAGUAUGUUAACAACUUAAAGGUUAUACAGCCCCUUUAAAUACCAUGUUUCUUGAAAAUAAGAUGCGUUUAAAGGAGGCGUAUACCUUUUGUGGAAGACAGUUUAAAUCUUACUGCAGAUAAAGUAUGAAACAGCAUUAGUUUAUUAAUCAGGCCAAGUGUUGUUACUGGCAGCUGAAUCGUGAGCCUGUUGGUCUACAUAUAGGCCCCCCCCAUUGAAUUAAUCAGGAGAGUUAAAAAAUAAAAGGGUGAUGACCACAUUUGUGGUAGGGAAAAGAUUUUCAUACAGAUUUUCUGCAGCUUACAUGUUGCACAGCAAAUUGUAUUGUUUUGAUAGCGGCAGAGAUUAUAAAUAUUUAGCACACUUCGUUUUUCAUUAAAAAAAAAAUACUUGGUGUUGGCAAAAUGA